ACACUUUCUCCCAUUACAGCUGAAUCUCUGGAAUUCGUCAAUUUCAUUCCACCUUUUGCUACUGCCAGAGGCAGGGAAAUACUCAAAGGUGUCAAUUAUGCAUCUGGCGGUGCAGGAAUUCGCAACGAAACUGGACAAACCCAGGGUGAUCGGAUAAGCAUGGAUAGGCAGUUGAAAAAUCACCAGAUUACGGUGUCGAAGAUCAAGUUGGGAAAUCAUAACAAAUCAACUGCAGAGUACCUAAGCAAGUGCAUAUAUGUUGUUGCAAUUGGUAGCAAUGACUAUCUUAAUAACUACUUCUUGCCGCAGUACUACCCAACUAGCACCAUUUACACCCCACAGCAAUACGCUGUCGUUCUCAAUGACCAAUUAUCUCAGCAAUUAACGAGUUUGUACAAGUAUGGGGCAAGGAAAUUUGCCAUCUUCGGGCUGGCUGCGAUUGGUAGUAUUCCAAUCAUACGGAGCUCAUGUGGAAGUGGAACAAAUGGCUCUGCCUGCGUCGACAACAUCAACAAUGCCGUUGAACUUUUCAAUGUUGGGCUUAAAUCACACGUGGCUGCUCUCAAUCGCAAUUUGACCCGUGCUUCUUUUAUCUUCAUAAACUCUACUGGAAUCGGGUCCACCAGUCCGCUUCUAGCUUCCUUGGUUUCCAAUGUUUCCUGCUGUGAAGCGUCGAGCACUACUGGGCUGUGCGUGCCCUUGGGAAGUACAUGCAGUAACCGGAGCCAAUAUGCAUUUUUUGAUUCAAUCCACCCCACUCAAAUUGUUGCUUCGGUGUACGCGGGAAGAGCAUACAAAGCUGAGUCUCCAACUGAUGCUUAUCCAUUUGAUAUCAGCCACCUCGCACAACACUGA
Molecule: messenger RNA, 855 nt
Organism: Corylus avellana
Lineage: Eukaryota; Viridiplantae; Streptophyta; Magnoliopsida; Fagales; Betulaceae
Source: RefSeq, a predicted model, not a curated record